Messenger RNA from Pecten maximus, 5176 nucleotides. RefSeq lists its product as uncharacterized. Gene Ontology annotation, biological process: positive regulation of DNA-templated transcription; regulation of apoptotic process. Gene Ontology annotation, molecular function: ubiquitin-protein transferase activity; zinc ion binding; protein binding. Lineage: Eukaryota; Metazoa; Mollusca; Bivalvia; Pectinida; Pectinidae. Gene Ontology annotation, cellular component: nucleoplasm; chromatin. The record is from RefSeq and is a predicted model, not a curated record.
CAUUUUGGUAUGUUUGAGCGAUAUUAUUAAAAAACGUCAUUUGUACUUCAAGGUAAAAACAUACUUCGCAAAAUAAAUGCUCCUAUUGCAUGUUGUAGAAACGGGUGGAAUAGCUGUCUUGUGUAACGUAUAUGAUCUGCUCGAGCUCCAAAACAUCUCCACAAAUAUGUAUUUUUUGCAUUAUUUUGUCAAAAUAAACAAACUACUCACUCAAGUCGGCCUUCAAUACCAAACGGACAUUAUUGCCCACAAUAGACACGCGUUAUUUAAACCAAAUUAAUUUGACCUUUUGAAGAUUGUGUUGAUAUAGUGUUUCUACAUGCACUGAUGCACAAUACCCUCUCUAUUAUGUGAUCGGGUGAUCGACUCACACAGGACUUUUGUGGUUCCCCGAUUACAGUUUACGGACGAUGGAACUCUGCCAGAUAUAGACAAUACACCAGUCCUACUAUCUGGUCGGGUAUGUCUAGCUUCACUACAGCCAGGUACACCUCCUCUAGUCAUUCUUCCUUGUCAGGGGGCUGCCUGUACACAUUUACAGUUUGAUAUCGAGUGUCUAUUAUGGGAAAAUGGACCCUCAGAUGAUGAAGCAUACUCAGGUUAGCGAUGUAGGCCAUAUGGACCUCUUGUUUUUCUAUUGCAGAUAUAGGACGGACAAGAGGGUGUGAUGUCUUUUCCCUUUUAAUCUGAAUAAAAUGAAGUUGAUCAUUCCUUAGGAUACCACACCUUACCCAAACGUUAUAAAGGCACCCACAGCAUGGCUACACACCUACCUGCCGAGAUUAUAGAUAUUCAUAAUACCAUGGUUUUGGAAUUGAGUGAAAAUAUGACAGGUCCGGAGUUAAAGAAACUAAAACGUCUUCUUGAGGAUGAUCCACUUACUACGGCUGAUAAGAAUAGAAUAAAAACAGUACAAGAACUGUUUAUCUGCCUGAGGAAUAAAGCAUUCAUUUCCUAUGGAGACUACGACAAAUUAGUUUCAAAACUGAAACUAGUUAAGCCGUUACUGUGUUCAAUCGUAAAUCAGUACACAAAGGAUAUGAGCAAAAUACUCAAACCGGAACUGGAAAAAGAUACAAAAGACGAAAUAUCGAUUUCAAUGGAUAACACAGUAUACCAUACCAGAGAAGGAUCAGAAGCAGCAUUCGUCGAAUGUACGGUGAUUCCUGUACCAGAAAACAUUGUGUGGAAAAAAGGCAAAAGUGCACCAUUAAGAAAUUUAGUUCCUAUUGACAAUCGUAAAUACUUUUAUGGUCCAAAAGCGCCUACACUGGUGAUAAAACGUCCUAACAAAGCGGUAGAUGAAGCCCAAUAUCAAUGCACUGCAGAAGCCCAGGGAAAAGUAGCGGAUGGCAUUAUCGUACAGCUACAAUUUUCUGCUGACGAAACAAAAGUGAGAGAAACUACAACCAACAUUACACCGCCAAGUGAUGAUAACAGCACGCCGUCUGUAUCAGAGUCUGAACUGGCCCAGCCAAAGCGAGAAAGAGAGUCUAAUAAAGAAAACGAAAGUAGUGAACAAGUCUGCGGUAGUGAAUCCCAUACUGAUACAUUGCCUCGAGGACGGAAACGGCCCAGCAGAUUUUCCUUAUGUGAACACCAGUCACGGUAUGUUCAAUGUUCCCGUCGGGAAAACGGCCAUCAUCCAAACAUAUGUCAACGCAUCACCAGCCGCUACAUCAAUUCAGUGGUUUAAAUUAGAAGAUGAUGAGCACAUUCCAAUAGAAAUAGACAACAAAAUAUAUUUCGGAGGCUCUGUUCUUUCUCCCACAUUAAUCAUCCGCGAGACAAACAUCGACGAUCAAGGACAGUACAUGUGUACGGCUACCAAUAGUAAUGGAACUGGUUCGGGUAACAUUACGGUCCUGUCCGUUCAAUCGUGUCACGAGCUUACCUCCAAUCCAGAACCCACAGAGGCAGCCCUACAGUUCGCCGUUUCUGAAGACUUUUCACUCCAGAAGCAAAGAAACAUCAGAAAAACAACAGGUAAAAUCAGGGCCCUGAAAGACAUCACAAAACCACCUCCUAUCCGUAUCGAAAGUCGAACAACUUGUAACUACCAUGAAGGGAGCCAGCUUGACCUUUAUUGUGAACAAUGUAAUUACCUUAUUUGUUCUAAAUGUCUGUCUACUGAAGAACAUCGGAGUCAUACAACGUCUAAGCUUUGUGAUAUAACUCUGAAUCAGAAGGAAGAUAUUUUGAACUUUAUUGAAAAAACAGAGAAUAUUGAACUUGUACACAUUGACCAAUGUAUCGCCUCUACUGAAACACAACUAAAGGAAAACGCCAGUAACUUUGACAAACUUUCCGAGCAGAUAAAGAUUCAAAGCAACAUAUUAAAAGAGGAACUUGACCUCCUUGUAGCUCAGACGUUGUCUCUUUAUCAACAAAUGGCGGAUGAUAAUGCCCAAGAUACUCCAAAGCUACAAGCACAACCUGGAAAUAUACAGCACACAGCUGAAGCAAACAGUACAGGAAUGCAAGAUAGCACUUGGCCGUGGCUCUAACAUAGAAAUGUUCGUCGCGGGAUGUAAGAUCCACUCUCUUGUCACAUUCCCUGUUGAACCUAUUCUGGCUACUGCUAGCUUCAGUCCAACCAGAAAGCCUCAAAAGUACCUUGAAAAGGCUUUAGGAAUAAUGAAGAGUUCUAGACAAGAACAGGGUCAAGAGUCGCUAGGUCACGGACAUGCCCCACACCAGUCCUCAGAAACGGGAAAGAGUACGUCCGGAAAACAGCGGUUUAAGGGAAGAAUGAAAACAAAGAGUUUGGGAUAUACCUUGAUGACUACGGCCAAGUUAUUGCGGACGUGGGAAAAUCCAUGUGCUAUUACCUCUGUAUGUCCAACCACUGAUAGCCAGGUUUGGACCAGUGACAGUGGCAGUUUUAAUUUGACACUACUGGACAGUUCGGGCAAUGUAAUACAGGUGGUCAAAAACAAUACUCGAAUCACAGACAUAUGCCUUUCACCUAUAACCAACACACUGUGGGUCUGUGACUGGGAAAAUAACAUCACAGAGCUCGUGUCAGGACGACUAGUCCACAGAUUCAGUACCAGUGAUGAGCCACUGUGUAUUUGUGUUACAGCCAGUAAGAAUAUCAUUGUGGGAAUGCAAGGACAUAUCUCAAAGUUUACCACAAAAGGUAAAUUGGUCCUUACUACAUUGGCUAUUGGGACUGGGAAGCCAUUACUGUGUAAACCAUAUAGGUUGUCAGAGUGUCCGGUCACUCACAACAUUGCUGUGGUGAAUUUGUAUAACAUAUUUGGUUUUGAUGAAGGGAAAUCUUGUGUUGUUGUCAUGGACACAGAUUUCAAUGAACUGUUUACAUAUGGUGGUGAAAUACCUGAUGCCUAUCGACCAACUUCAUAUCAAGGCGAUGAAACAUUUGAACCUCGAGGUGUGGUGUAUGAUAGUGCUGGUAACCUAGUCAUAGGGGCCAGCUGCAAUAAACAUGUCCUACUCCUCAGUGGGAGUGGUGCGUUCCUUAGGAUCAUAUACACAGAUGACGACUUUACAAAGGCUGUUGCUGUAGACAGGACUGGUGUCCUAUGGACUCUGUUUGGACUUUGCAACAUCAAGCUGCUACGGUACCACAGUGCAAGAUAGCACGCUUAAAAUACGAAUAUCCAGUAACCAUGACAACUAACAAUUAUAGAAGGUUGGCUUUUGCCCUGAUGAUUGGACAAUAAACAAAAAAAUGUACGCCCUAUAAACUGAAAAUCAGAAAUAGAUAUGCUGAAUAUUAUUUGAAAUGUUGAAAAGAACACAAAUCAAUAUAUGUAUAUAAAUCAAAUUAUACUGAACUCGGUACAAACGAGUUCACGUUGACAAAGGUUUUAUUUGAACUACACAGAACCUUACGAUACUUGUAUAGAUUUUAUAUGACAAAACAUCAAUUCAAGUGAAACUUGAAAUAGCUUGAAAAAUAACCAUAUACAUUUGCCAAGCAUGACAUACAGCGCUUGGAAAAAAGUGUCAUCCUCUGAUAUUGUAUCGGAGAAUUACUACACUGUAUAAUGAAUCAUUAUUAGAUUUUUAGUUUGAAUAAUCUUGUAGAACGUUUUGUUUCCCGUUAUCAAUGUUAUGUAAAGAAAAGAUUAAAAUGUAACAGUGGAAUCUGGUAGGAUAUACUGAUGUUUUGCACUGUAUCGUCAAUAUAUGUUGCAGUUGCGUAAUAUUAUACGUGUAUAUGGUUUCCGUCAGUAAGCUUAAUGUAAACAAAAUACUGAAAUGUAACAGUGAAAUGUGAUUAUCGGAGGUAAUAAGAAUAUAACUAUAUAGGUAAGGGCUUCUCUAUAUCCGGAUCCAACAAUGCUCAUUUAUUGAAGAGCACUUAUAUAGGCUGGCCUGUUGUCCAGUCCAUUAUUUUAUAGCAAUACAAUUUUUGACUCGAAAUACUCAUGGUAGACAAAUCAGGCUUUUAGUUAAAGAAAAAAGAAUGACGGUCGCAUAAAUAAUUAACUUCUGAUUUCAUCCCUUCAAACUUUGGUUCAUGACCCUAUGCAAAAAUUUGACCUUUUUACCACAUGACAUUGAUAUUUAAGCAGAUGACUUCGAAGUGUUGUGAUUAUGUUGGUUCUCUAUUAUAACUUUAAAAUGUUUGUUACCAAUGACGAUAUAUAACACUCACCUUUGACCAAAUGACCUUUUUCAAAUAACUAAUUGUUUGAAAUUCAUCUUUGCUUUAUUAUGAAAUAAGAAAACAAGUAUUUCAUACGGGUUUAUUUAUCUAUUUAAGGAACAUGCGACUGUAUGGGCUGUAUAACACAUGAAAACAAUUACCCCCGAUCUUCGAUUUAAUGACCUUGACUUUUAGCUCACUUCUAGAUUUAUGGAAAUACGUUUCUGAAUGCCAAAUAAACUAUUUGCCGGGGAGAUAUAUAUUACCUGACAUUUAUCGUUUCUUAAUUGAUGUGCUGUAUUUCGUUUCAUGAUGUCACCUGACAAUAUUUUCCAGAUAAAAGACAAAAUAAGACCAGAAGACCUUGCUCACUGAUUCAUAAAUGGGUCAAUUGUUUUCUUAUUCGAUGUUAACAAACUUUCUUUCAUAAUCAUAAUUUGUCUUUCUCCGUAAUAUUUUAUUUUUGAUUUAUUUGGAUUAAAAUAUUCAUUGCAAACAAAAUAGUUUUAUUCUGUAAUAAACGAGGCUUUAUAAGAUUAAACAUGUUUGUGUGUU